Hemibagrus wyckioides is the source of this 3028-nucleotide messenger RNA. RefSeq names its product E3 ubiquitin-protein ligase TRIM21-like. The transcript is spliced from 7 exons. Lineage: Eukaryota; Metazoa; Chordata; Actinopteri; Siluriformes; Bagridae. Gene Ontology annotation, molecular function: protein binding. Bases 845 to 2287 code for a protein of 480 amino acids. The record is from RefSeq and is a predicted model, not a curated record.
GACCAUUGGCAGACCCUUUUUCAGACAGGGGCAACAUUUAAGACACUAGGCAGAGUUUAUUUUUGAGGUCUUCCAGUCACUAAAUGAGGACUCUCAAACUAAGAAACACAAUCCUACACAGCUUCCUGUUUUGUUUUUCUUUUAUUAUAACAAAAUUCAGCCCAUGAAGGCCAUAAUAAGAUGGUGAACCCACUAUAUAAAAAAGUAAUCUAAAAGUGGCGGAAAGGAAAACAUUGGCAAAAUUUCAUACGGUUGAGUCCACUUUAAAAUGAAGAGAUGGCCACCAAGUCGCCUAUUAUCCCGCUGCUUCUUCCAGAAGAUGAGCUACUGUGCGCCAUCUGCCAGACGCUCCUCAGUAAUCCUGUGACUACACCAUGUGGGCACAACUUUUGUAAUUCCUGCAUUAUCAAACACUGGAGAUAUUCCUUGUCUGUUUCCUGCCCCCACUGCCGCACCAAAUUCCCCUCAAAGCCAAACCUAAAGACCAACACCAUCCUCUCUGCUAUAAUGGAGCAUGUUCAGAAGGUGUGGCCAGAGUCUGCGGAUGUCUCAGUUCCAAGAGAAAAAAUGGUCAGCUGUGACAUCUGUGAGGAGGGAAGGAAGCUUUCUGCAGUCAAGACCUGUGUGACAUGCCUGGCAAGCUUUUGCAAUGUGCACGCAACACCCCAUAUGAAUAGCCAAGUUCUAGCCAAACACUGCCUGUGCUCACCAGUUUCAGACAUCACAGAUCUGCUGUGUACGAAGCACAACAAAUUGCUUGAGGUUUACUGCUUGAACCACGGGGCUGCCAUCUGUUGGCAGUGUACAGCAAAGCAUCGCAAGUGUAACACGCUCAGUGGAGGUAAUGAGGACAGACUGGAAGGCUGCAAUCCAGCCGGUUAAAACAGAAGCUCAGGACAGAGAGGAUGCCACCAGUGAACUCUUGGAAGCUUUGGAUAUAAUGUCAGAGGGUGUAACGGAUGCUGCAGAAAAGAUGACUGAAGAUGUUCAGGCCUGCUUUGAAGAGCUGCUGAACACCACUAAACUUGCCCAGAACAGAGCCAUAUCCUUUAUAGAAGACGAGAAGAAGGGAGCUCUGCAAAAAAUAGAACAACAGAAGAAACAGCUGGAUGAUCAUAUGCUUUCCAUAUCACAGAUCAUGGAUAAGCUUAAUGAGUACAGAUGUGAUCACUCCUACAUCAACUUUCUUCUGCCUCUACCAGUACUGCCUCCAGAGCCUGGUCAGCUGCAAGAUGUUCAACUAGAUGGCAAGGCUGUGGAGAUGAUGAUGAUCUUGGAUCUUCAGAAACUUAACAGUAGCCUGGAAUCUGAGCUCAACGACAUGAUGCAGAGAAGAGAGGAAACACGAGACAAAGAUUUGAAAUCAGAUGACUUCAGAGCUGUCAGCGGCCACAGCAAACGACGUGGCAACCUUUUGAAAUAUUCCAGUGGAGUGACCUUUGAUCCAGUCACGGCUAGUGCUUCAGUGCUUCUCGCCGAGGAUGGCCUGACUGUCACAGUGGAGCACAGUGGGCUCCUUACCUGGAAAGACUACCAGGUCAACAAAGAGAUAGGCUUCAGGGUGCUGAGCUCUCAAGAAUUCAGCAGUGGGCAGCAUUACUGGGAGGUUCAGCCACCAGGGGAUGAAGCUAGCAGCUGGGCCGUGGGUGUGACUUACAAAAACAGUCAGGACCGGUACCAGAUCUUGGGCCAAGACAGCAGAUCGUGGUGUGUCAGGUGGCAGAACAACGGGGACAACAAGGAUACUGACAAGAUGGCUAACAAUACUGAAGGAAAAGAUGGGGAAGUAAUGUUACCAAAGUCACUGGCUAAGGAAAGUGCUGUAAAGCACAAGGUGCCCAAUCUGGAAUCAAAGAAAAGCAAACUCAAGGCAUACCUUAAAAAAGAUAAGAGCCAGGAAGGUCUUCCACAGGACAACACAGGAGAAACUCAAGCUGUGGUGGAAGAUGUAGAAGAGGAGGAGAAAGUGUUAGAGCUGACAGAGAACAAAUGUACUUUAACAACUGUGCAUGAGGACAAAAAAAUCCCCAAACAUUCCAGCACUGGAUUUUUUGCCUCCCAUAACCAGGAGAUAAACCUGAUUUCUGAGAAGCCUCCUGGGAAGAUUGGAGUGUUGUUGGACUGUGACCGAGGGUGGCUGUCAUUUUUCUUGGUGUCUGACUUUAAGGUCCAGCUCUGCUGCAGAUUUCAGGCCCUGUUUUCUGAUCCUGUCUGUCCUGCCGUAUGGCUAAGAGAUCCAGAUAGCACAAUGACUAUAAUCAAAGGACUCAAAACAACACUGCAGUAGUGGCAGCUGCAAGGAAAAUAUAUUUCUAAUGCAUCGUUAUUUUUAUAGUAACUACUUACACAUUUUCUUUUAUGAUUGAUGCUUUCCAACAAUAAAUGUGAAGGAAAAAAUCGUUAAUAGAAUUAAGUUUGUCUGAGAUGUGGAGAUGUUAUUCAAAGACAAAGCUUUUUGACACAGUAAAGACAGACGCUUUUGCACUUGUUGACAAACUGCAUGAUUGUUGUAAUCAUAAAAGAACUGAGGGAGCCUACUUAUAUGUGUUACUUACUUACACCUGAAUAAGUACUGUUUAUGAUGUAACUGAGUACUCAUCACAACCACAUACCGCAUACUGACCAGCUUCCCCCUUGGACAAAGCAAAGCAGCAAUCUGCUCAACCUACAGACAUUGUAUGUAUAUGAUGGUAAAUUAAGUUUUAAGUUAUGUUUCAUGUAAGUAAUGAUUGAAUGAUCAAGUGAAGUACAUAAAUGUGAAUCAAUAAGUAAAAGAAGUAAAUGGUGGGUGGGUUUUUUUUUCCAUAUGAAUCAGACAUGGAAUGACUUUGUACACUGCUAAAAUGUACAAUUUACUGAAACACUGAAAGUUAUAGUUCUCACUCUACAUUAUCAUCUAAAUGAUGUCCUUUGCUCAAGGCAUUUUCGCCACCAGUGGUAACAUGUAAGAGAUGUAUGAGAUGGAAAGAUGCAGCUUUAUGUUCUGUUUGCUUUCCUUUGCAUCCUUAUUAAAAUUAGAAUUAUUUAA